AUGGUUACAUCAUGGAUUCUAAAUUCACUCUCAAAGGAUCUAGUUGAUAGUAUACAAUAUGUCAACGACGCUAAGGAGUUAUGGCAAGAGUUAGAAGACAAGUAUGAUCAGACUAAUGAAGCGAAGCUUUAUCAGCUGCAAAAGAAAAUCAGUGACCUUAGUCAAGGAGCUUUGUACAUCACAAUGUAUUAUACGAAAAUGAAACGACUUUGGAAGGAAUUGAACACUUUGAAUGCACAUGCACAAUGCAAUUACCAAUGCACUUAUGGUGUAAAGGCAUACAUGCAUAAAGCUGAGCAUGAUCGAAGACUAAUUCAGCUCCUAAUGGGCCUGAAUGAAGUUUAUAUAGUUGUGAGAGACAGUAUAUUGAUGAUGAAUUUGUUGCCCAGCAUAGCACAGGCUUUCUCUAUCCUUAUCCAAGAAGAAAAAUAG
Molecule: messenger RNA, 432 nt
Organism: Nicotiana tabacum (common tobacco)
Lineage: Eukaryota; Viridiplantae; Streptophyta; Magnoliopsida; Solanales; Solanaceae
Source: RefSeq, a predicted model, not a curated record